Coffea eugenioides is the source of this 2449-nucleotide messenger RNA. Its product is annotated as protease Do-like 2, chloroplastic. Gene Ontology annotation, molecular function: serine-type endopeptidase activity; protein binding. NCBI's taxonomy places the organism in Eukaryota, Viridiplantae, Streptophyta, Magnoliopsida, Gentianales, Rubiaceae. The transcript has 21 exons. Gene Ontology annotation, biological process: proteolysis. The coding region runs from base 207 to 2165 and encodes 652 amino acids. The record is from RefSeq and is a predicted model, not a curated record.
GGAAAAAUCCAUUAGAAGGAGAAGGCGUCGAUUUAAAAUGGGAGAAGCCGAUAUCAGAUAUUUAUACUGGAUUUACAUAAGCAGAUAAGGAGCUAACCAGCAACACGUUUGUUACCUUUAGUAGUUAGUAGAAAGGCACGACUGAAGUCGCCUGCGUUCUCUCCCUCUCCGGGGCCAAGUUUCUACUUUCUACUACACUGAUAUAAAUGGCGACCGCGGCCGCAACCUGUUGGUUCACAGCGCUCACCUCCGCCACCGGCCCUUCCCGUUACUCCCUAACCUCACAACGUUUUUUCGCCACCACUUUAAGACGGCACUCUCAUUUAAUAGCUCCCAAUUCCGAAACUAAUCAAAAUGCCGAAACUCAUGCUGCUAUCAAUCCAAAUCGCAAGAGCAGAACCUCCAAGAAACCACUCCCUUCCUCUCCGCGUAAAUCCAGCGCACAGAAGGAAGCCAUUGGUCAGAGGUUUCCUGGGACGUCAAAAGAUGAGGUACAUUUCUCGCGUGCUGAUGCCAGGAGUAGUAAAACAGUACGAUCCCAACGGAAUCAACCUGUUGCCUUCAAAUCCUUUGGUCUGCAGAAAAAAGGAAACAAAGGAGGCAAUAAUGUGUUUGAUAUAAAAGAGCAACAGGUUGAAACAGGUAAUUUUCAAGAUGCAGCUUUUCUUAAUGCUGUUGUAAAGGUGUACUGCACACACACUGCACCAGAUUAUUCGCUUCCUUGGCAGAAACAGAGACAAUAUACGAGUACUGGAAGUGCCUUCAUGAUCGGUGAUGGGAAGCUUUUGACCAAUGCACAUUGUGUUGAACAUGACACACAGGUCAAGGUGAAGAGAAGGGGAGAUGAUACCAAAUAUGUGGCUAAGGUUUUGGCUAGGGGAAUAGAGUGUGAUAUGGCUUUACUCUCGGUAGAGAGCACAGAAUUCUGGGAAGGAGCAGAGCCACUUCAUUUUGGACGCUUGCCUCGGCUGCAGGAUCCAGUGACCGUCGUAGGAUAUCCCCUUGGAGGCGAUACCAUUUCUGUCACAAAGGGAGUGGUAUCAAGAAUUGAGGUAACCUCAUAUGCUCAUGGAUCAUCCGACUUGCUGGGCAUCCAAAUUGAUGCAGCUAUUAAUCCUGGUAAUAGUGGUGGUCCUGCAUUUAAUGAUCAGGGAGAGUGCGUCGGUGUGGCAUUUCAGGUUUUCAGAUCUGAUGAAGUUGAGAAUAUUGGUUAUGUGAUUCCAACAACAGUUGUGUCGCAUUUUCUCGAGGACUAUGAGAGAAAUGGGAAGUACACUGGUUUCCCUUGCCUUGGAGUGUUGUUGCAAAAGUUGGAGAAUCCUGCUCUUCGUGCAUGCUUAGGAGUGCCGUCAAAUGAGGGUGUGCUUGUGCGCAGAGUUGAGCCAACUUCUGAUGCCAGUAAUGUUUUGAAGGAGGGGGAUGUGAUUGUAAGCUUUGAUGGUAUUCGUGUUGGUUGUGAGGGGACAGUGCCAUUCCGAUCGACUGAACGCAUUGCAUUUCGCUACCUUAUUAGUCAAAAGAUGCUUUGUUUCAGAUUUGCAGGGGAUGUGGCAGAGCUUGGUAUUGUUAGGGCAGGGUCAUUCACAAAACUUAAAGCAGUUUUAAAUCCUCGUGUGCAUUUGGUUCCAUAUCACAUUGAAGGAGGUCAGCCUUCAUAUCUAAUAGUUGCUGGAUUGGUUUUCACACCACUAUCUGACCCACUGAUAGAGGAAGAAUGCGAAGACCAAAUUGGGUUGAAAUUAUUGACGAAGGCACGGUACUCGUUGGCUAAGUUCAAAGGGGAACAAAUUGUGAUCCUUUCACAGGUUUUAGCAAAUGAAGUAAAUAUUGGAUAUGAAGAUAUGAGUAACGAGCAGGUUUUGAAGUUAAAUGGAACGCGCAUAAAAAACAUUCACCACCUUGCUUAUCUUGUUGAUUCUUGCAAGGAUAAAUAUUUGGUCUUUGAGUUUGAAGACAAUUAUUUGGCUGUUUUGGAAAGAGAGGCUGCUUGUUCUGCUUCUGCGCGCAUUCUCAAAGAUUAUGGGAUUCCGGCUGAAAGAUCUCCAGAUCUUUCAGAGUCAUAUGUUGACUCCCUUGGGGUAAACCAUCCAGUUGAACAACAUGAAUUUGGAGAUGGUCCAGUUUCAAAUUCAGAAUUUGGUUUUGAAGGUCUUCUUUGGGUGUGAAGAGAGCCGGAGGGAAUUCGAUUUGGUGAUAUCUAUAGCCAUUCAAAAGAAGUGGGAUGAAAAAUUGAGAAUAGCUUCUGCUAACGUUUCUGGUCACUAUGGAGUAGUAACACACCGCUGCUAGACAUUUUCUACAUUGGUUGGGCUUUGGGUCUCGGUAAUUGUCGAAUAUCUUGGAGGACAUGAGAAAAUCUGUUUUCUUACAAGCCAAAAAUUAACGUUUAUCUGAUUCUUCUCUUUGUAAUUAUGAAAGGAAAUAAUAGGCUACACGUCUUUAUGACUUU